Molecule: messenger RNA, 973 nt
Organism: Hemiscyllium ocellatum (epaulette shark)
Lineage: Eukaryota; Metazoa; Chordata; Chondrichthyes; Orectolobiformes; Hemiscylliidae
Product: cystatin-B-like
Exons: 3
Coding region: 85-390 (101 amino acids)
Cellular component (GO): cytosol
Molecular function (GO): cysteine-type endopeptidase inhibitor activity
Source: RefSeq, a predicted model, not a curated record
AACAGUGCGCAGCUACACUGUAACAUUCUGUCGCCACAUUGUGAUCAGGGUAGAAGCUGUGGAAGCAACACCGAGAGACUAACAAUGAGUAAGCAUGUGUGUGGAGGCACUAGCUCUGAGAAAACUGCUACUCCAGAGGUGCAGCAGAUCGCUUGUUCGAUGAAAUCUGAGAUCGAAGAAAAGGCAAACAGAACAUAUGAUGUGUUUGUUGUAAAAUCUUAUAAGACUCAAAUUGUAUCUGGGAUCAAUUAUUUCAUGAAAAUCCAUGUUGGUGGUGAUGACUACAUACAUGUAAAAAUAUACGAGGAUCUUCCUUGCAGGAGUAGCAAAAAGGAAGUAUCUGAUAUCAAGACCAACAAAUUACACACUGAUGAUUUAGUGUACUUUUAAAACAAAUCUUUAUUUUAAGUUGCUAGACUGGAGCAAAAGCAGUUUCUCAGCUUGUAUAAUCGCUAGCACUUUGUCAGUGCCAUUAUAUCUUGUUAUGGGGAAGUGAUGGAGACAAUUUAUGGAUGCUCUAAGUGUUUUUCUCCCCACCCUAAUUCUAGUGCCAAUUUAGAUGUUUAAUAAGUAAACUGAUUUCCUUCUAUUCCAUUUCAUAAUUUUUAACGAAUGGAAAAUUAGUUACAAUGGAAAUUACUUUACCUUCAAAGGUUACGGGUGUGUUUGGAAAAUCAAAUUAUUUAAUCCAGAAAAAUACAAAUCAAGUAGCCAGAAAUGUUGAUUGGUUAGCUGGUUUUGCUCCAGCCUAGGUUUAACUAUGGAGAUCCUACACUUUAGAAAAGAAAAUGCCUUUUUUUAAACCAUUUUAAUCCUGAUGGAAAAUGUUUGAGUAAUCUAAAUACAAUGAAAACACAGGCAGGCCUUUUUGUUGUAAAUCUUCAUUUACUGUAGAUUGAAAUAAGAAACACAUUCAAAUAUGCUUGUAUAAGAAUUUUGCAUUGUAAUAGUAAAUAAAUAUUUCUAAACAUUA